Mesitornis unicolor (brown roatelo) is the source of this 1773-nucleotide messenger RNA. It is a transcript of the gene ASB15, whose product is annotated as ankyrin repeat and SOCS box containing 15. Gene Ontology annotation, cellular component: cytoplasm. The transcript has 9 exons. The record is from RefSeq and is a predicted model, not a curated record. The coding region runs from base 1 to 1773 and encodes 590 amino acids. NCBI's taxonomy places the organism in Eukaryota, Metazoa, Chordata, Aves, Mesitornithiformes, Mesitornithidae. Gene Ontology annotation, biological process: intracellular signal transduction. Gene Ontology annotation, molecular function: protein binding.
AUGGAUGAAGCAGAAGAUUUGGUUGAAGAUGUGCUCACUGAGUAUGCUGUACAGCUUAGCAUUCAGGAAUCAAAUGGGCCCAAACCACCAGUGUGUUCCAGCUAUAAUGACAGUUUUGCACCACCUAGUGAGGAAAAUAGGAAAAUUGUAACAUCCAUAAAGCAAGGUCAGGUGUUUGGGCUCCAAGAACUUGUGAAACAGAAAUAUGCUUUGGAUGAAGCUGAUGAAAGAGGGUGGUUUCCACUGCAUGAGGCUGCAGCUCAGCCAAUUCAGCAAAUACUUGAAAUCAUUUUAGAUGCAUCUUAUAAAGCAAUGUGGGAAUACAAAACAAGCGAUGGAGAAACACCAUUAACUUUGGCAGCAAAAGCUGGCUUUGUGGAUAAUGUACGAACGUUGCUGGAAAAGGGUGUUUGGCCCAAUACCACAAAUGACAAAGGAGAAACUCCACUGCUUAUUGCCAUAAGAAGAGGUUCUUUUGAAAUGGCAUACACUCUGAUUAAACACAACUGUCGUAUCCACCAGCCAUGUGUAAAACGUUGGUCAGCAAUGCACGAAGCUGCAAAACAGGGACACAAAGACAUUGUUGCUCUUCUUCUGAAGAAUGGUGGAAAUGUGAACCUUAAGGAUGGAUACGGAGUAACACCAUUAGGUGUUGCUGCUGAAUAUGGUCACUGUGAUGUGCUGGAGCAUCUUAUUCAUAAAGGUGGAGAUGUCCAGGCCUUAGCAGAUGAUGGGGCAUCGAUACUGUUUGAAGCAGCUGGAGGAGGCAAUCCAGACUGCAUAGCCCUUCUUUUGGAAUAUGGAGGAAGUGGAAAUGUGCCUAAUAAGGCAGGACUGCUUCCCAUACACAAAGCAGCUUAUGAGGGGCAUUACCUGGCCCUGAAGUACCUCAUUCCAGUCACAUCCCAAACUGCAAUCCAGAAAAGUGGGUUAAGCCCUGUUCACUCAGCAGCAGAUGGCCAGAAUUCACAGUGUCUAGAACUCCUCAUUGAAAAUGGUUUUGAUGUCAAUACUCUCUUAGCUGAACACAUUUCAAAUAGUUACGAUGACGAAAGGAAAACCGCACUUUAUUUUGCUGUUUCUAACAAUGACAUUCUUUGCACUGAAAUAUUGCUCAAAGCAGGGGCAAAUCCAAACAAGGAUGCUUUGAACUGUCUUCUUGUGGCAGUGAGAGCUGGCAACCACGAAAUUGUAAGGCUGCUCCUAUCUUACGGAGCAAACGUCAAUUGCUAUUUUAUGUUGGUUAAUGAUACACAUUUCCCCAGCGCCAUUCAGUAUGCCUUGAAUGAUGAGGUGAUGCUGAGGCUGCUGCUCAACCACGGAUAUAACGUGGAGAUGUGUUUUGACUGUAUGCAUCAAGAUAUCUUUGGAAAUUCUUUUGUGUGGUCAACUCCAGAGGAAGAGAUUCUCCCCGGGUGGACUUCUUCUGUGAUAAAGGAUAAUCCAUUCUGUGACUUUAUUGCUGUUCCUUGGUUGAAACAUUUAGCUGGAAAAGUGGUUCGUGUUUUUAUAGAUUACAUGGAUUAUGUUCCUCUAUGUACAAAAAUUAAGUUUGUCUUGGAAACACAGAAAGAAUGGACAGAGAUACGUCAGAUACUGGAUAAUCCUCGCCCAUUGAAACAUCUGUGUCGUCUGAAAAUACGUAAACUCUUGGGGUUAAGGAGACUCCAGAAUCUGUCAGCCAUGAAGAAGUUUCCACUUCCACCAGUUCUCAAAAACUAUAUCCUAUAUAAAGAAUAUGAUCUGUAUGGAAAAGGAAUACAUCUAGAAUAG